AUGAUGAUCUCUAUCAAGAAUUGUAUUCUGAAAUUUUGUUUAUCCUUAGUGUUAUGUUUAUUGUUUUAUGAAAAAAAUUCUGUAUAUAUUAAUUCUCAAUUUGAAUGGAUCAAAUAUGAUACAAUUGAUGAAAUAAUGGAACGAAUUAAUUUCGUAAAUAGUGGAAAUUGUUUUCAAAAGCAACCAAGUGAACUACUAUUACCAGAAGAAAGUGUGUUUCAAAAACCAUCAAUUGAGAUGUUAAAAAAAGAUAUCAUAAUGAGAAAUCGAACGCAAUUGUUACAUGUGAGAAAUAUUGCUCAUCGUAAUGCCUUAUUGUACAGUUAUUUAUUUCAACGUUUAUUUGAUUUUGAUGAACCCGGUCUAACCUAUAUAUUAUUACACAAUGUAGCUGAUGUUACAGGUGGUUUAAGUUUAAUUAAUGGCAGUGGAAUUUUCUUCGAUCAGAAUAAAUAUUAUCCACACUGGUAUAAAAAUUAUUUUAACAAAACUAUACCAUAUUUUGGUCCUUAUGCAUGGCGUGCAGAUGAUUUCUAUGAUGCAUUCAAUUGGAAAAAUGAAUGGACAAAUCAAACAAUUCAAGAAGAAGAUAUCGGAGCGGGUAAAAAUCGUCAAUAUACAAGCCGAUAUACUCGAGGAAAUGAAUGGUAUAGUAAAUGGUUACCGGAUCAAACAAGAAAUGACCAAGGAAGAGGCAAACCGGUUCACACCGUUCAGCUUUAUUUGGCUGAGCGCAUGUAUAAAUUGCGUGAUGUACCUGAAAAUAUUGAAUUUUAUGGUCCACCACAUCCCGAAGAUCCACAAGGUCCAACAAUUUGGACCAAACCCUAUUUUGAUUGUGGUCGUUCAAAUAAAUGGAUAAUAAGCGCUGUAUCACCUAUCGUCGAUAUUUAUCCCAGGCAUACAGAGUAUCGUCAUUUACAAGCCAUGCAAAAUUUAGGUGUGGCAGUGACUGAUGUUGAUUUUAUCAUGUUAGAUAUUAAUCAGUGUGAACAAAAUUCAAUGGGAAAUACUCAAUCAAAUGAUCCACAAUCAAAAUCGCCAAAUAUGUUUGCUGGAACAGAUAAAUGUAAAGAAACAACACGUUGUGAACCAUUGUUUGGAUUUGGUUUUCGUCGUGGUGGCUAUCAAUGUUUAUGUAAACCGGGACAUAGAUAUCCUCCAUAUCAAGAUGGACCGUUUAAAGGUUAUGUAAUUGAAAAAGCAACAGAAGAAGAAUAUGCAAAUAAUUUCGAUUGUUUAAGAGUCGAUUUGUACCAACAACUUCCAUUUAAUGUUUUUGAUUCAAAUGUUGAAAUUCAUGCAUCAAAUGCAAGACGUCGUCGUUCGAUAAACGAUACAACCACGAUGCAUAUUCCUCAAUUAUCAACUUACAAUGAUGACGAUAUACGUAACAUAGUGGAUCCAACAACAACGACAGAACCAUUUAAUUAUUUAAAUCAGACAAAGAUGUCCGCCAUCUCUGAUUCAUUAUUCCAAAUUAAUCCAUUAAAAAUGUUAUUGUCUGCACCAACAUAUUCAACUUCCUUAUUAAAAUCUUCUUUAUUACAAUUAGUUGACAUAUCUGGUAAAUUAGUGACUGGUUAUGAUGACAACGAUCAACUAUCGAAUGAAAACGAGAAUAUGAAAAAACAUCGUUCAAAACGUUAUGCCUAUGAGCGUACUCCACGUGUCGCAAGUAUAUUUCAAUUAUAUGAUGCACUUCAACGUGAUCCAAAUUUAUGUGAAAAAAUGACCGAAGAUCAAUUAACAUUGCCCGGUGACGUGUUAUAUGAUAUUGAUGCACAAUUUGAAUCACAAGCUCGUCUAGCAUUAACAUUGUCACAUUUUCUUUCAAGUUUUUAUCAAGUUGUUAAUCCAGCUGAAGAUUUUCCACUACGACAAGCUGAAUUAGAAUUGACGGAUGAACAAUUGAUUGGUGAAGUAUUAGCAGCUGUCGGAGCCGACUAUAAACUACAAGGUGUUGGAAUAUUUUUUGAUCGUGGAAAAUUUAAAAAUCAUCAUCUUCCAUAUUUUGGACCGUAUGCUUAUCGAGCGGACAGUGAUGUUAGUCGAAAAUAUGUUGUAGUUGAUAGUGCUGGUUUGCCCGAUGGAUAUGAAAACGAAGUUUGGUUUAAAACAAUCAAAGCGCGUUGGGCAACAAAUGCUGAUCGUUCUGAAUUAAAAGAAUACUGGCUUAAAUUAUUAAUACGUAGUGAUUCUGUAGGAAAUGCAUUGGUUCAUCACGAAUCUGGAUUUCCAUUAUACUCUUACGCACCAGAGUUAAAACAUGGUCAGUGGUUUCCACCAGUGUUUCAAUGUAAUAGAAAUAAUACAAUACCACGUAGUUGGAUAGUUACUUAUGCUAUACCAUUUUUUGGACUUGAUGUUCUUAGUACUAGUCUUGAAUUUAAAGGUGUUGUUCGUGUUGAUGCAUAUCUUGGCUAUUUGGAUAUUAAUCAAUGUCAAAUGCCACACUAUGUACCUAAUGCAUUUAAAGGAAGUGAUCGAUGUGAUUAUCAAAGCACGGUGUGUGAACCAAUUUUAGGUCGUAAAUUUCUCUUGGGAAAAUAUAAAUGUCGUUGUCGACCGGGCUAUGAAUAUCCAUUUUUGGAUCAAAAUGAUUUUUUUAAUGGAGAUCAAAUGGAUAAAGAAUGGGAUACCAUGAUUAAUAAUAGUUCAAUGUGGAGCAGAUUUGAUCAAUUGAAAUGUCGUAUUGCUGUUGCCAGUUCAAUUUCGUCCGUCAAUGUAAUUUUAUUGACUUUAACCUUAUGGUUAACAUUAUUCGCUCGAAUGAAUUAA
This is a messenger RNA of Didymodactylos carnosus, 2781 nucleotides long. Lineage: Eukaryota; Metazoa; Rotifera; Eurotatoria; Philodinida; Philodinidae. The record is from the annotation of a GenBank genome assembly.